Molecule: messenger RNA, 2073 nt
Organism: Equus quagga
Lineage: Eukaryota; Metazoa; Chordata; Mammalia; Perissodactyla; Equidae
Gene: FANCL
Product: FA complementation group L
Exons: 15
Coding region: 777-1970 (397 amino acids)
Biological process (GO): interstrand cross-link repair; protein monoubiquitination
Cellular component (GO): nucleus; Fanconi anaemia nuclear complex
Molecular function (GO): ubiquitin protein ligase activity
Source: RefSeq, a predicted model, not a curated record
AUGGGUAAUUAUCAUCACUGAUUUAAAAAACGUAUAGAGACGAUUGUCAAAAAAACCCAAACGAGUUCAUCAAGUCCAUCAGCAAUCUUUCCUCACGUUUUGCCUUAAAUAUUUGUGAGUGCAGUGCACCAGAACCAAGUCUGGUGUUGACUUUAGCCUGGAUCAAUAUAUAUAUACAUGUCUCUCAAAUACAGUACUAUUUGAUAAGCCAAAGAACUGCAUUAUAUUGUAUAUGACAUACUGAAUGGAUUACAAUACAUUAUAUAAUAAUAUUACCACUUACAGAAUAAUACAAUAUUCUGUUUGCCAAGGGCAUACAGGAGACUCUGCAGAGCAGGCCAAGAGUUUGAUUAUAGCGAUGAAGGGGAGGUGAGGCAGGUUCAGGGUAAAAGAAGUACUAUAACUCCCAGGCUGUAAAAACCAUCUUAUGCUGGAAGAAAUGCAACACCAAAAUUGUAGCAGUCUUUCAAUCAAACCAAAGAAAAGCAUCAAGAGAGUUCUUGGAACAAUCAAGGCUAGAAUGAUCUUGUUCAGUCAAACCUGUGAACCUGAGAACAAUCUUCCCUCCCGCCUCCUCCCGAGAAGCGCGUCCUUCGGCUGGGCCUGAGCCCAGGGCCAGACUAGCACCAGACCUUCCUUUCCGCCCGCGGAAGCCUCGAGGCUUUUUCCCGCCAAUGCGCGGGGCUCCGUCUCCCGCGGCCCGGGCGCAGGCGGGACUGCGCAUGUGCGGGCCCGGACCGCCGUGAGCUCCCCUGCAGCUCGGGCGACCGCGAGCCAUGGCGGAGACGGAAGCGAGCCUGUUGCGCCAGUUCCCGCUGUUUUUGCCCCAGAACCGAGCGAAAACCGUGUAUGAAGGAUUCAUUUCGGCUCAGGGCAGAGAUUUCCAACUUAGAAUAUUGUUGCCUGAAGAUUUACAGUUGAAGAAUGCAAGAUUACUGUGUAGUUGGCAGCUGAGAACAGUACUUAAUGGAUACCAUCAAAUAGUACAACAGAGAAUGCAGCACUCUCCUGAUCUAAUGAGCUUUCUGAUGGAGUUGAAGAUGGUUUUGGAAGUUGCUUUAAAGAAUAAACAAGAGCUAUAUGCACUACCUCCUCCUCCCCAGUUCUACUCAAGCCUUAUUGAAGAGAUAGGAACUCUUGGUUGGGAUAAACUUGUAUAUGUGGAUACUAGCUUCAGUACCAUCAAGUUAAAAGCCGAAGAUGCUUCUGGUAGAGAGCAUCUAAUCACUCUCAAGUUGAAGGCGAAGUACCCUGCAGAAUCACCAGAUUGUUUUGUGGAUCUUCCUGUUUCAUUUUCUGUUUCCUGGACACCACAGAGCUCCUUAAUAAGCAUUCAUAGUCAAUUUUUGGCAGCAUUAGAAUCACUGAAGACAUUCUGGGAUGUUAUGGAUGAAAUUGAUGAAAAGACGUGGGUACUUGAGCCAGAAAAACCUACACGGAGUGCAACAGCACGAAGAAUUGUAUUAGGGAAUAAUGCUUCAAUAAAUAUAGAAGUAGACCCUAUGCAUCCGACUAUGCUUCCUGAGUGCUGCUUUCUUGGAGCUGACCAUGUGGUAAAACCCCUGGGAAUUAAGCUGAGCAGAAACAUACAUUUGUGGGAUCCAGAAAAUAGUCUCUUACAAAAUUUGAGAGAUGUUUUAGAAAUUGAUUUUCCAGCUCGUGCUAUCCUGGAAAAAUCUGAUUUUUCUAGGGAUUGUGGAAUUUGUUAUGCCUACCAACUUGAUGGUGCCAUUCCUGAUCAAGUGUGUGAUAAUUCCCAGUGUGGACAGCCUUUCCAUCAGAUAUGCUUAUAUGAGCAUUUCAGUAAUCUGGUAUUGGCUCAGGAACUGUUCCCCUUACUGUUGCAAAAGGAAAUUAAGAAGUGGUUGAGAGGACUGCUGACUAGUAGACAGAGUUUUAAUAUCAUAUUUGGUGAAUGUCCAUAUUGUAGUAAGCCAAUUACCUUGAAAAUGUCUGGGAGGAAACCCUGAAAUAAGAAUGUAACAUUUCUGUGAAGAACUGGAAACUGUAAAAAUUGUCAAAAGGAUUUUAUUUGAUUUCUUCAGAGAAAAUAUAGAGCAAGACAUACUAAUA